AUGAUUCAUAGGUGGAAUUCGUAUACCUCCACUGAAGGAAUACUCUAUGCCCUUGGAGCAGACAUCAUCUGCUUUCAAGAGAUGAAAUCGUCGCGUGCGACGCUACCUCGCGACGUUGCGUUGCCCGGACCAUAUCACGGCUUCUUUUCCUUCCCAGUGAAUAAGGGUGGAUACAGUGGCGUAGCAGUCUACGCAGACUCGAGAAAGGCAACUCCGCUGAGAGCGGAGGAGGGCCUAACAGGUGUGCUACAGCCUAAACCCCCGAUGUCUCCCGAAGAACGAGUGUCUAUGAGCUACCCCCUUGCACACGAUUUCGAUCCAUUCCCGGACGAUAAUGGCGAAACCGACUCAGGCUUUGACGCCCUCGAUAGCGAAGGACGCACACUCGUGGUUGAUUUCGGGCUGUUCGUUCUCAUCAACGUGUAUUGCCCGGCUGAGACCUCUGACGCCCGAUUACCAUUCAAGAUGAACUUUCAUCUUCUACUGCAGGAGCGCAUACGAAAGCUGAUCGAAAAAGAGCACCGAGAGGUCAUCGUCGUUGGAGACAUCAACAUUGCCGCCACACCUCUAGAUCAUGCUGAAGGGAAUCUACCAAGCAGUAUAGCGACGUUCUGGGAUCAUCCUGCCCGCGAGUGGUUCCGCAACUGGCUCGAUCCCAACGGGCCUAUGGUCGACGUGAUUCGUAUGUUCUGGCCAGAAAGAAAAGGCCUGUAUACUUGCUGGAAUAUGAAACUGCAGGCGCGCGAGACGAACUAUGGCGCACGUAUUGACUACGUACUUGUUACCAAAGGACUACUACCGUGGAUCAAACACGGAGAUAUACAAGCGUCGCUGAAGGGAUCUGAUCAUUGUCCCAUCUACAUUGAUUUGCACGACGAGCUUCUGCUCGAGAAUGGCGAAACGAUCAAACUCCGGGACGCCAUGAAACAGAACGAGGUCACACAACCACCGCGCUUAUGUGCCAAAUUCUGGGACGAGUUCUCUGGUAAACAGACGGUGUUAUCCACCUUCUUUGGAAAACGAGAAGAGAUGCCUUCGCAGACUCCUAGCGCCUCACCCGUUCUGGUCACCACUAUACCAUCUUCGAAGUCAAUCACUCGCUCCUUUUCCUCCUCCAGAAUAAAUGACCAACGCACUUCAGGGCAGAGCGCAAAGCGGAAGCCUUCUGACAAAGGGUUAAGCAGUGGUUCAAACAAGAAAAACAAGGUCGAUCCGGGGCAAGCGAAGCUGGCCUCGUUUUUCUCGAAACCAUCUAGCAACAAAAGCACUUCCAAAGAAUCGUCUUCGAAAAAUGAGAGCAAGAAUGCUUGGUCAAACCUCUUCACCCCUCUUCGGCCCCCGAAAUGCACGGUGCAUGGUGAGCCUGCGAAGCUGUACACAGUGAACAAGCAAGGGCCCAAUAAGGGCAAGAAGUUCUACAUUUGUUCCCGACCGGUCGGUCCAGGAUAUGAUAAGGGCAAGGGCGAACGUCUUCGGGAAGAGGUCAAUUACGAGUAUCGCUGCAACUUCUUCAAGUGGGCAAGUGAGGUCAGGCGGGAGGCGCUGCAACAGUCUGGGGCUAGCCGAGACUAA
Messenger RNA from Postia placenta MAD-698-R-SB12, 1572 nucleotides. RefSeq lists its product as hypothetical. Bases 1 to 1572 code for a protein of 523 amino acids. Lineage: Eukaryota; Fungi; Basidiomycota; Agaricomycetes; Polyporales; Adustoporiaceae. The transcript has 6 exons. The record is from RefSeq and is a predicted model, not a curated record. Gene Ontology annotation, cellular component: nucleus. Gene Ontology annotation, biological process: base-excision repair. Gene Ontology annotation, molecular function: double-stranded DNA 3'-5' DNA exonuclease activity; DNA-(apurinic or apyrimidinic site) endonuclease activity; zinc ion binding.